This is a messenger RNA of Trypanosoma cruzi, 2001 nucleotides long. RefSeq lists its product as uncharacterized. The coding region runs from base 1 to 2001 and encodes 666 amino acids. The record is from RefSeq and is a predicted model, not a curated record. The transcript has a single exon. NCBI's taxonomy places the organism in Eukaryota, Euglenozoa, Kinetoplastea, Trypanosomatida, Trypanosomatidae.
AUGCAAGAGGAGCAUGGAAAAGCCGUUGGACAAAAUGGCAUUAUGAGGAAAGAAGAUGUCAUGAAAAAUACUCACGAAACCAUCUUGAGCCUAUGUAGGAAAAUUCUUGGGGACCCCACGGUGACCCGCAGAGCGCAACUACCGUGUCUCAGCUUUCUGUGGGGACUCCCGUGGACAGAACCGCUAAUUUUUAUUUAUGAGGGAGACUCUUGGCCCAGUGUUAUUUAUCCUUGUCACCUAUUUGAAGUGAGUGGCGGCUUUCUUCCCGUUGCAGCAAACAAUGGGGCGACGGCUAUUCAGCACGCCUCUCUCACCAAUUUUGAGACGGGCGCUUCCGGCAUUUCCAUCGAGGAUGAAGAUUAUGCCAUAAAGGUGUCUCGCUUUGAAUUGGUAGGGACUGUUUUCUCAUUUGAAUCUUAUCGAAUAUUUUCCCGGAAUACCUCACAGUUGAAUCCAUCUAUGAAACCCGAAUACAACCGGCCGGUGAGUUCUGCUGUGAUUCGAGUAAUUACGAAUGAGAGUGGAACCCCAUCGGACGAAAAAGCUGCCACUCAUCGCAUCAUGCAGCUGAAGAGAAGAGAGUUGUGGCAAAUUUUUUUCUACAGCUUUAUUCCUCUUAUUGGUGUCACUAGGGAACAUCUUGAAAAGAGGUGGAGCAGCUGCUUGACCAAUGGUCUGUCUCAGAGUGACAUGGAAAGUGGCGGGAUUUCAUCCAGCGCACACAGCAGUCAGGCCCUGAAUGAAGAAAGAAGUCUUGUUUCGCCGAACCAUCAUCCGGGGAUUUCUAUUUUCCACGCUUCUACUCGACAAAGUAGUAUUUUAAAAGCUAAUUCCUUAAAGUUUAACGAUGGGAGAAAAAAUUCUGCUGCGUCAUUUCUCACAACUGAAGGUGCAGAGAGAAAUUCUGACUUUUCGUUGAGAUGGGACAUUUUCCGUCAUUUAUUUGAUCAGGAGGAACGGUAUCGCACCGAUGUUGAAAGGUGUUGGGGAUACUGGGCAAAUGGGUGGGAUAAGGUGAAUCGUUUUGAUGUUGUAGAUUCUAUCGAUUGCAUCAUCACGUCGUUGGGAGGCUCUCGAGAGGCCGCCCAUGUCGCUGCCACUUACCUUGAUGCAUUUGUAUGCAUGUCGCAGACGGUAGUUAGGGAUGCCACUUAUUUUAGUGGGGUUCUUCUUGCUUGUGCGAUGCUGAGUUGUAAACAGGUGGAUCGUUUUUUUCCAUCUAUUAAAGCCUUUUUGCGUUAUUUGCGUCCGCAGCAUUCCAUCACCGCGACGGACUUUCAUCGAUAUGAGAUGCACGUACUGAAAACGCUGAACUUUUGUUUGCAGCCUGUCACAUCAUUAGAGAUUGUGGAGGUUUUGCUCUAUCUAUGCGGCGGCCCCGCUGCCCAGCAAGAUGCGGAGAGACGAUACCGCUUACGUGAGUUAAAGCGGUGGAAUGAUGGCGCCUGUGGCGGGGGUGGAGGAGGUAAUAAUAAUGUUUAUGAUAAUAACGCUAAUAAUAACGAGAAAAACACAAGUGAUGGUUACAGAAAGUGGACUGACGAUUCUUUUACUAACACGUAUCAUUUGCGGUGGAAUGACUUGUGUAAGUUGGCUCACUUUAUUGCCGAUUUGAUGAUUCGUAACACCAGGGCACAGGAAUUCCGUCACACCAUAAUGGGCCUUGCUAUUGUUGCAAUCGCCGCUGAAAAGACAUCCUGGGUACUCCCCGCCCCUCUUGUCGAAUUGCUUCCCGAGUCCUGCCGAGUGAGCAUCCAUGCGGGCGAAAAGGCGGAGCUAGACUGCGAGAGCUACGAGCUAUUGGUGCGCUACGCGGCGACAAUGCGGUGCCGAUGUGAGCAGGACGGAACGGAGACGGAUGCUGUAUCCCCGCUGUGGCGUGCGUUGGCAUUAGUUCAUGAGUGCUGCGAGGAAUUUGGCACAGGAGAGCAAGUCGCCAACAGUGUGCUUCAGCGACGGUAUAAUAUCAACCACGCGGCGGUUAUGAGUGGGGGCUUUUAG